AUGUACAUACAUACACAUGUACGUACAUACACACAAACACACACACACACAGACACAUGUACACACACAUGUACACACACGUACAUACACGCAGACACAUGUACAGAUACACACAUGUACAUACACACAGACACCAGCCCCCCCCAUAAAAAGUUGCAGUACUUCGUUGUUCACUCACAGAUCCGGGUAUUGCACCAUAAGGGGAGGCAGAGAGCACAGCACACACUCCUUGCUUUGCUUUUUCUGCGCUCAGCUAUUGAGCAGUCUGACGGCUCCCAGUGCCAAUGACAGAUCUGGCCUGAGCUCCAAGCCUGCUCAGCAAGACGGCCCUGGGGGACACACUCGCCCCCACCAUAAUUUCCACUCACCAUUGGCAAGCAGGCGAGUGGAAAUUUAAAGCCCUGAGUUAAAACA
Molecule: messenger RNA, 414 nt
Organism: Staurois parvus
Lineage: Eukaryota; Metazoa; Chordata; Amphibia; Anura; Ranidae
Source: the annotation of a GenBank genome assembly